AUGCCGGAGCUUCUCGUGACAGACAACGGUACGCAAUUCAAAAGUGCGGAAUUCAGCGAGUUCUGCUGCGAAAACGGUAUUCGUCAUAUGACAACGGUUCCUUUUCAUCCACAACCGAACGGUCAAGCCGAACGAUUUGUGGACACCUUUAAAAGGGCAGUUAAGAAAAUUCAGGAGGGAGAAGGUUCGGUCAAGCUUGCACUGGACAUUUUCCUUCUGACUUACCGUUCCACACCAGAUCCCAACGUUCCAGGUAGGAAGUCACCAGCAGAGGCGAUGUACAAUCGACCGCUAAGAACAUCGUUAGAUCUUCUACGACCACCGUCAAUUCCUGAACAGCAACUGAACCGCCAGGGUUCUUCCAAAGCACGGUCGCUCAAUCCAAAGGAUUCCGUGUAUGCUAAAAUUUCUGCCAACAAUAAGUGGUCGUGGCUCCCUAGAACGGUAGUAGAGAGGAUCGGCACAGUGAUGUACAACAUCUGGAUGGACAAUGGGAAGCUGGUCAGAUCUCAUCUCAAUCAGCUCAGACAGCGAGAUGCUCCUAGAACAACAGCGAAGGCGCAGGCGAAACAACGUAUUCCACUCAGCAUCUUGCUCAACGAGUGGAAACUAUCUAUGCCCGCAUUAGCAACACCCCUGAUAACCCGAUUGUCAGAAACGGAAGUCCUGGAGCAAUCACGGUCCACGAUAGUUCCAGCAUCACCCGCUACACCUGCGAGUGGCCUUUCAACAUCAGCGUCUUCACCUUCGACGGCCUUCGAGUCUGCGGCUGAUAGUUCACCGGCAGUACAACUACCUCGGCGCUCUUCUCGAACCAGAAGACCACCGCAACGGUUCCAGCCGUACCUUCGGUACUAG
Molecule: messenger RNA, 858 nt
Organism: Sabethes cyaneus
Lineage: Eukaryota; Metazoa; Arthropoda; Insecta; Diptera; Culicidae
Exons: 1
Coding region: 1-858 (285 amino acids)
Biological process (GO): DNA integration
Molecular function (GO): nucleic acid binding
Source: RefSeq, a predicted model, not a curated record